Quercus lobata is the source of this 1212-nucleotide messenger RNA. Its product is annotated as nudix hydrolase 8-like. Gene Ontology annotation, molecular function: NAD binding; NADH pyrophosphatase activity; ADP-ribose diphosphatase activity. The transcript is spliced from 9 exons. NCBI's taxonomy places the organism in Eukaryota, Viridiplantae, Streptophyta, Magnoliopsida, Fagales, Fagaceae. Bases 24 to 1073 code for a protein of 349 amino acids. The record is from RefSeq and is a predicted model, not a curated record.
GGUCAUCAUGAUUCUUUGCAAGGAUGGUGAUGAUGGCAGCAGUGAUGGAUGCCUGUCAAUGGUCCGGUUUUUGCAUUCAGCGUCUCAUAGAGCAGCCUAGAAGUUCUGGGGCUAAAGAUUGCAGCUUCCAGUGUUUAUCAAAGGGUUUCUUGCAGAAGUCUAUUCUCUCAACUACCUCCAGUACUCAACUCAAGUCCUCUACCGUGCCACUUCAUGGGAGCAGCUAUGUGCACAAGAAAAAGGGAAUGCAUGUUUUAUCUCCAAAUAUAUCAUCACCAAGCAUGAGAGUGGAAUUGCUUGAUGCUUGGGAUGAUGACUAUGAUGGUGUCAUUAUUAAUCCAGAAAGCUUACCUUUAAGUGCAAAUGCUUUUGAAUUGGCCCUUCGAGCUUCUCUGUCAAACUGGAAGUUGAAGGGGAAAAAAGGAUUAUGGCUCAAAAUACUACUAGAUCAAGCUGAUCUUGUUCCAAUUGCUAUACAGGAGGGUUUCAAUUACCAUCAAGCUGAAUCAGGAUAUGUUAUGUUAACAUAUUGGAUUCCUAAUGAGCCCUCCAUGCUUCCUGCUAGCCCUUCACAUCAAAUUGGCGUUGGAGGAUUUGUGCUCAACGACAAAAGAGAGGUCCUUGUGGUGAAAGAAAAAUGUCCUUGUAGUUGCUCAGGCUUGUGGAAGUUGCCUACUGGCUAUAUUAACAAGUCUGAAGACGUAUUCACUGGAGCUAUCAGAGAAGUGAAAGAAGAAACUGGGGUUGACACAAUUUUCCUGGAACUGGUUGCUUUCAGACAUGCCCACCUUGUGGCUUUUGAGAAUUCAGAUUUGCUCUUCGUGUGCAUGCUUAAGCCAUUGUCCUUUGAAAUCACAAUCGAUGAGAAGGAAAUUCAAGCUGCCAAGUGGAUGCCUAUUGAUGAAUUAAUUGGACAGCCAUUUUAUCAAGAAGACCACAUGUCAAAGAAGGUCAUUGAUAUUUGCAUGUCAGCUUAUGAAGAUCGUUACAGCGGAUUCAUUGCAAAUCAGCUCACCUCGAAAAUUGACGGAAAAUUAUCCUACUUGUACUACAACUAUUCAAACAAAAAUUAGGUCACGAAGCUUUUGUUCCAUAUUUACGAGGGACAUACCUUGUGGCUGUGGCACAUUCGUUUUAAUGUAAAGGUACAAAUACUUCGGACAAUAAUCAAGUUUUUCCAGACGUUUUUAUUGUAAUAAAACUCGUCUUUGG